CUGACUAGCUGCUCCAGCAGAAGGAGGGAUGCGCAUCUCGCUGCAACUUCAGUGCUGAGCAACUUGGCUUUCAGACCCGUGCCUGCUCGGCAGCUGUGCUGUGCUGUCACUGGUGCUGGUCAUCAUGCAGGGCUCACCCCGGCGGCGCUCAGCAGUGAGUAUUUUUAGCAACUUUUUCCAGGGUCGGAGGCAUUCUUCCUCCGAUCCGCUUCUUCGCAUCAUCCAGAGGCGCCGGAGCUCAGUUGUUGAGGUUCUCUCAUCAUCGACGCACCGGGUGAUGGUGGCAAUAUCGUCGCUGAGCCCCGAGGAGAUGGAUGCAACUUUUCCUGAGAAAAAAAGAAGUUCAAGGCGGCCGACGGCAAAAUACACAAAAGUGGGGGAGCGCCUUCGCCACGUCAUCCCUGGGCACAUGCAGUGCUCGAUGGCAUGCGGUGGCCGUGCGUGCAAGUAUGAGAAUCCGGCUCGAUGGAGUGACCAGGAGCAAGCUAUUAAAGGGCUCUACUCUUCUUGGAUAACAGAUAACAUACUGGCUAUGGCUCGACCCUCAACAGAAUUAAUUGAAAAGUACAACAUCAUUGAACAGUUUGAAAGAUGUGGCAUAAAAACCAUAAUUAACCUGCAGCGUCCUGGGGAGCACGCGAGCUGUGGGAAUCCGCUGGAGCAAGAAAGUGGCUUCACCUACCUUCCUGAGGCGUUCAUGGAGGCUGGCAUUUACUUUUAUAAUUUUGGAUGGAAGGAUUAUGGAGUGGCAUCUCUUACUACUAUACUUGACAUGGUAAAAGUCAUGGCUUUUGCGCUGCAGGAAGGCAGAGUGGCUGUUCACUGUCAUGCGGGACUUGGACGGACAGGUGUUCUAGUAGCAUGCUACUUAGUUUUUGCAACAAGAAUGACUGCUGAUCAAGCCAUUCUUUUUGUCAGAGCAAAAAGGCCUAAUUCUAUUCAGACUAGAGGGCAGUUACUGUGCAUCAGAGAAUUCACUCAGUUUUUGAUUCCUCUCAGAAACGUAUUUGCUUGCUGUGAGCCCAAGGCACACAGGGUGACGCUGUCCCAGUACCUGACCCGCCAGAGACACCUGCUCCAUGGUUACGAGAGCAGGCACCUCAAACACGUGCCAAAACUCAUUCACCUAGUGUGCAAGCUGCUGCUAGACUUGGCUGAAAACAGACAAGUGGUAGAGGCAGAGCUCUUAAACAUAGCAGAUCUCUCAGCUGAAAUUGAAAAGACUGUCUCCCAGCUGGUGUCGACACAGCUGGAUGGAGACCUUGCCAGGCAGGACAGUGACACGUCGGACUCCUCGCACACCCACUCGGCCACUUGUGACACACAGGAUUCUCUUUUCUCCCUUGCACAUGAAUGUGAUCCUCUUUGGAAAAGGAGGAACGUCGAAUGCCUUCAGCCUCUGUCUCACGUGAGGAGACGUCUAAGCUACAGUGACUCAGACCUAAGGAGAACUGAGUUCCUCUUAGAGCAAGGAGAAACGGCAUGGACGGUACCUGCUCAGAUAUUACUGUGCAACAAACUUAAGCAGAACAGUGGUGAGGACAGUUCUGCCACAGACGAGCAAAAGCCUCAGCUGGAUUUGAACAAAGAAGCAUUAGUGCGUAACACGUGUACAAUUUGGAGUCAGACUAAGUUUAAUUUGGAUGGGCAAAAAGAUGGAUCUUCACUUUAUCAGAGAAGGAACUCUACCAAAGAAGUACAACGCAGCAGAACUUUUUCUUCAGGUCUAGCAUCUCUCCACUAUACCAGGGAGCCUGGAACACCAAGGCAUAAUUUCACCAAUGAGGUUGGCCAUAGAAAAGAAUGUGAGACUCGUAUGUACAGCAGAAGAGUCUAUGUCUCAGAGGAUUCUGAUUCUUCUUCUUCUUCUAAAGUGAACUUUUCCAUUGGAUGUGAAAGCCAAGGUAGCAAAGAUCCGUCAGAGGCAAUUCCACACAUUGUUCUGCAGUCAGAAUUAAGUUUGGAAGCUCGAAGAAUUUUGGCAGCAAAAGCACUUGCAAAUAUAAAUGAAUUUCUGGAAGAGGAUGAAGUGAAGCAGAAGGUAGAAAUGUGGCAGAAAGAACUGAAUUCUCGAGAUGGAGCUUGGGAUAAAAUCUCUACUGAGAGAGAUCCUUUCAUCCUCUGUAGCUUGAUGUGGUCCUGGAUAGAGCAACUGAAAGAGCCUAUUAUAUCCAAAGAUGAUAUUGACAUGUUGGCAAAAAAUUCCAUAGAAUCACAAGAUGCACUUAACUUACUGAAAAAGGAGCAGUGUCAGACUAUCCUUUGUAUUUUACACUGUGUGGUGAACUUGCAAACGCUACCAGCUGAUGUGGAGGAGGCCUUACUUGUUCGUGCUGUUAAAGCUUUCACUAAGACAAGCUUUGAUUCUGAAGAUGGGCCGUACAUUUACAAUACCCUGAAAAAAGUAUUUAAGCAAACACUGGAAGAAAAAAGAAAAAAGCUGAAGGAAGGAACAGAGAAUCCCUCUUGAUUUCUUCACGGUGAUGCUGAAGGAUUAGAUGACUACCAAAUUAUUUUGCAUUUUCCAGCUACUAUAAUUUGUGCUAUUUUGCAUGAUUUACCUAAUGUUAGGUGGCAGCCAUUCUUAACAUUUUAUUUUUUUAGAGGGAGUUUCAUUGUGAACUGUUCUAUCUACAUGGUUCUAAGGAACAGCUCCUGUUUGACUGUACUGCAGCUUUUUGAUUUCCAGUACUAUUUUAUUUCACAAAAUGUUCAUUUGUUUUGAGCUGUAUUUAUUAUUUAGAAACCUCUGUAAUGGGCAAGCUAUGCUUUGUAAAGUUACACAGUUGCCAUAAGUCCAGUGCCAUGGUACAAAAGGUUUGAAUGGACUGAGUUAAAGUUUGUGUAUUCAGUAUGUUUACAUUAAUGUUACUUGAUUUUUCUUUGAGGACAAUAAAUACUGACUGAAAUAA
Molecule: messenger RNA, 2912 nt
Organism: Tympanuchus pallidicinctus (lesser prairie-chicken)
Lineage: Eukaryota; Metazoa; Chordata; Aves; Galliformes; Phasianidae
Gene: PTPDC1
Product: protein tyrosine phosphatase domain containing 1
Exons: 9
Coding region: 125-2470 (781 amino acids)
Biological process (GO): cilium assembly; protein dephosphorylation
Molecular function (GO): protein tyrosine/serine/threonine phosphatase activity
Source: RefSeq, a predicted model, not a curated record